UAAGCUAAAGCUCCUCCAAUGAUGACCCCUCUCGCUCGCUCGCUCGCUCGCUCGAGCUCGGUUUUAAUAAGAUCCUCAAUCCAAGGAAAGGUUCUGUAUACUGACACGAGAAGAUGAGAUGAUAUAAACAAGUACUUUCUUCUCGAAAUGCGUCUUGAAUCACCCAAGAAACGUGUUUCCUGAGCAAAGUUUACAGCUUUCUUUUGAUUUCUGUGCACAUCAUUUACCAAUACUGAAACUUUUCAAAAGAUUUAUAAAAAUAAAUCUCAAAUCACUCUUCUUUCCCAAUGGAGGUUCAAGCUGAGAUGGAGCCUAGCUCGUCCGUUAGAAAAGUUUCUGAUCGAUUUAGGACAGAGGGGGAAACAAUUACUGGUUUAAUGGAUUCGAGUUUAGUCUCAGCUGUUUCAUAUGGCAUUGCUUCUAUGGCAAUGGUUUUUAUCAACAAGGCUGUGAUUAUGCAGUAUCCACAUUCCAUGACUGUUCUUACCCUCCAGCAAUUGGCUACUUCUUUGCUUCUACACUUUGGAAGACGAAUGGGAUACACAAGAGCCAAAGGAAUCGAUUUGGCCACUGCCAAAAAGCUUCUCCCGGUUUCUAUCUUCUACAAUGCUAAUGUUGCAUUUGCUCUUGCAAGCUUGAAAGGAGUUAAUAUUCCAAUGUAUAUCGCCAUUAAGAGACUCACUCCACUCGCUGUUUUGAUUGCCGGGGUUCUGUUUGGUAAAGGCAAACCAACAACUCAGGUUGCUCUAUCUGUACUACUGACCGCUGCAGGUUGUGUAAUUGCAGCUCUUGGAGAUUUUUCUUUUGAUCUUUUCGGGUAUGGUUUGGCUUUAACCUCUGUCUUUUUCCAGACCAUGUACCUAGUGUUGGUUGAGAAGUCUGGUGCAGAAGACGGACUUACCUCGAUCGAGAUUAUGUUUUAUAACAGCUUCCUUUCUCUCCCAUUUUUGUCCUUCCUCAUCAUAGUUACCGGGGAAUUCCCAAACUCUCUAUCGCUAUUACUUGCAAAGUGUUCUUAUUUGCCGUUCUUGGUGAUUCUCAUUCUUUCACUGGUUAUGGGCAUUGUCCUCAACUUCACCAUGUUUCUUUGCACCAUUGUGAACUCUGCACUAACAACAACCAUCGUUGGUGUCCUCAAAGGCGUUGGUUCCACUACGCUCGGUUUUGUCCUCCUGGGUGGUGUUAAAGUACAUGCUUUAAACGUCUCCGGUUUAGUGGUCAACACAGCUGGUGGUGUGUGGUACUCAUACGCCAAGUACCGACAGAAAAAGGCUAAACCGGCUAAGCUACUGUCUGAUUUGGAAGCUCACAAAAAAUGAGAAUCCGAUUUGGUUUACUCUCAUCAUGUAUCUCCUUGUCCAAAAAGUUAUAUUUUUGAUACUUGUAGAGGGUUUGGUUUCUUUUUGGAAGGCAAAGUCGGUACCAGACUUUGCCACUCAAACAAAUGAUGAUUAGAAAGAAAAUAACCAAUGUAUUAGAUAGUUGAACCAGGAAAACCGGUUUAACGAGAAGCUUUCUACAAUUACCAAUAGCUUCAGUCUUCA
This is a messenger RNA of Camelina sativa (false flax), 1544 nucleotides long. Its product is annotated as UDP-galactose/UDP-glucose transporter 7. NCBI's taxonomy places the organism in Eukaryota, Viridiplantae, Streptophyta, Magnoliopsida, Brassicales, Brassicaceae. The record is from RefSeq and is a predicted model, not a curated record.